Momordica charantia (bitter melon) is the source of this 544-nucleotide messenger RNA. The record is from RefSeq and is a predicted model, not a curated record. NCBI's taxonomy places the organism in Eukaryota, Viridiplantae, Streptophyta, Magnoliopsida, Cucurbitales, Cucurbitaceae.
ACCCAACAAACUCAGACAGUUUCGAUUUCGGCAUUGUUUCCAAUUUCGGCAUUGUCGAUGAUGGAUCAGCAAGAGGAGGGAGGCGGGGGUGGCGGAGGAAUCACAAUUGGGGAAGCAUUGGAAGCGACGGCUCUAGCAGUAGGGCAGAAGCCGGUGGAAUGGAGUGAUGCUGCAGCAAUCCAGGCGGCCGAGGUGAGGGCGACUGGGCGGAUGAAUAUAACUCCGGGAGGUGUCGCCGCCACUGCACAGUCGGCCGCCACUUUGAAUGCUCGAAUAGCUCGGGAUGAGGAUAAGACCAAACUCGCCGACAUUCUAAAGGAUGCAAGAUCAAAGUUACCAGCGGAUAGACCGGCAACACGACGGGAUGCGGAAGGGGUCGCUGGAGCCGAGAUGAGGAACGACCCGCUUCUCACAACACAUCCAACAGGUGUGGCGGCGUCAGUGGCGGCGGCAGCUAGGCUCAACCAGAGCCAUCGUAAAUUGCCGUGACUAUUUAUUGUUUUAUUUCUUAUUUAUUUAUUUAUUUAUUAAAAAGAAAGAUCUU